UGGCUACCCCAUGCCGGAAUCACGUUGCACAUGUGUGUCAAGCGCUUGUGAAUCGGUGACGUUUUAGACGCGUAACUGGGAAAUAAUCAAGAAAAAUCGUUUAAUAAUUGCAGUACAACCACUUUUGAGAAGCCUCAAGAUCUGGAUAUUAUACUUAAGACCAGCGUGUAUCAACAAAGAGCUGAAGACGAAAGGUUGCAUCCGGGGUUUCAUGCUAACUGAGUUUGUUUCCCGUCACCACAUGGAACCCGUUCCUCUUGUUGAACAUAUGAAGACUCUUACUUACAAGUUUGUCCCUGCAAAAUGCUACUAAUGUGUGACCGGAGUCCAACGAUGUCGAGAGGCGACAGCGGUCCGGAUGGGGAGGAGCCUGCUUUACCAUUGUCCACAGCAGCAGGUGGAGGGGGACAGAUGGGGCCUUCUGGGGAUCUGGGUGGACGGGCACAGAUCGAACACCUCGGGGGAGGAGAGAGAGGAGCCCUGAGAGAAGGAGGACAGGAAGAUGAGGAGAUGACUAAUGUUUCACAUGAUCUUUCAUCCUCGUCCAAUCAAAGCCCUGAGAGUGCCACAGGAUCCACCUCAUCGUUUAUCAAAAGGGAGCAUGCAGGUGGAGGGAGAGGCCAGGCCCGCAGAGACAUGAUGGACACAGUGGCUGAGAUGAAAAGGAGACUUCCGUCGGAUAGACGGAGCCGCAACAAAGCCAGCACGGUGGACGCCUUGAAUUAUGCUCUCAACUGUGUCAAGCAGGUCCAAGCCAACAGUGAAUACUACAAACUGCUGAUGCAAAACGGGCAGGACCAGAGGAAAGAUGCUACUGUGUGCACUCUGAAAGAGCUGGAGAGAGUCACGUCUGAGCACAACCUGAAAAAUACGGAUUCCUUCGUGAUGGUCUUCUCCCUGUCGAGCGGCCGGGUGCUGUACGCGUCGGAGCAGGCUCCCAGCUUGCUGUGCUGCAAGAGGAAAUAUCUGGAGUCUGCAAAGUUCGUCGAGCUCCUCUUCCACCAGGAUGUCAACGUCUUCUACUCGCACACGGCGCAGCCUCACUUACCACCGUGGAGCAACUCGCACUCAGCUGGAGUCCUUUUCGACAGCGCUCAGGUCAAGUCCUUCUUCUGCAGAAUAAGGGGCAGUAAGGAUCGUGACGGGGAGAUGAGGUACAACCCUUUUCGAAUCACACCGUACCUGCUGAAGGUUCAGGGAACAGAAAGCGGGGAGGAGGAGGAGCCGUGCUGUCUGGCUCUGGCUGAGCGCAUCAUCUCUGGAUAUGAGGCACCUCGGAUCCCAAUGGACAAGCGUAUCUUCACCACUACCCACUCCCCUGGCUGUAUAUUCCUGGAAGUGGAUGACAGGGCCGUGCCUUUACUGGGAUACCUCCCUCAGGACCUAAUUGGCACAUCACUGCUGACCUGCAUCCACCCAGAGGACUUCCCCCUCAUGCUGUCUAUGCACCGGAAAGUGUUGAAGUACGCUGGCCAGCCUCCGUUCGAGCACUCUCCGGUGCGUCUGCGCUGUCAGAAUGGAGACUACGUCACCCUGGACACCAGCUGGUCCAGCUUCAUUAACCCCUGGAGCCGAAAGGUGGCUUUCAUCAUCGGACGGCACAAAGUCAGAACGAGUCCUCUGAACGAGGACGUGCUCGCUGCUCUGAACAGAACUGAAGUUCCAGUCUCUCAUGAGGAAAUAAAAGAUCUACAAGCAAAGAUCUACAAACUUUUCCUGCAGCCAGUACACAACAAUGGCUCCAGCGGCUACGGUAGUUUGGGAAGUAACGGCUCUCAUGAGCACUACAUCAGCUUCGCUUCUUCCAGCGACAGCAACGGGAAUCUGUGGGAGGACUCGCACCGGGAGCCGAUGACCCUGCAGCAGAUCUGUGCAGAUGUGAACCGGGCGAAGACUUGGGGUAGACAGGGAUGUCUGAACUCCUGCCAAAAACGCGCUCCCCAUGGCAAACCCAGCACAGCGCCUCACCCCCUCUCAGCCUCUAACGCUGAGUCCAGAGGGGGCGAAGGAAGCAGGAAACAAACACACAUUCCCUCCUACCAGCAAAUAAACUGUGUGGACAACAUCGUUAGGUACUUGGAGAGCUGCGCAGGUCAAGUCCUAAAGCGGAAGAAUGAGUCCCAUUCCUUGACCACCUCCUCUUCCUCUUCUUCCACCUCAGAAGAAGAGAAGCCUGCAGGAGGCACCGACGUGGCUCGGUCCAGUUCAGACGUGGUUCUGUUGGACAGUGAGGUGUCAGUGGGCCCUGCAGUUGUCGGGGCACCUCUGACCGACAUCACCAUGUCCUCUAAGGCCAUGAGUGUUGUCUCGGUCACUAGCCAAUGUUCGUACAGCAGCACCAUCGUCCAUGUGCCUCAACCUGACUCAGAGGCCACAGCUCCAGAAGAUGCACCGAUGGGCAGUGAGCCUGCUGAUGUUACAGCCACCCCCGUGCGUCUGGCUCCAAGCCCUGCUACGGAGGACAGACGGUUUGUCGGUCUCACCAAGGAGGUGCUGUCCGCUCACACCCAGAAAGAAGAACAGGAGUACAUAGAUCGAUUUCGCCACCGUAUUCUUCAGAGUCCCUACAGCUCCUAUCUGCAGCUGGAAAACGACUCGAUGGCUCACUCCCACCACCCAGGAGACUACCUACGUCCUCUGAGUGCUGGAGGUUGGAAUCGCACUCGAAGAGGAAAGCUCAGACACAAGCGGCCCAAACCCCAGGGUUCUUCUGAUAGCUAUGCCUCCCCGGCUGGCCCACUUUACUGUGUUCCUGACUCGUCCUGGCCCUCCUCUGAGUCCUCGCAGCCCCACAUGGCACAGACCCACUGCCAAACAUCCCCGCUCCAGGGGACAUUCUUCUCUGUUACGGGGAAGUCCAGCACGGAGCAGCUGCCCAGACUACAACAGAUGCCUGCAGCAACGCCGGCGCAGCUGCAGCCUUCUGACCAUCUCAGUUACAACUUUAACAUCAUGCAGCUGGGUCAGAGCCAGCCAGGCAUGCCACCAGUCCACAUGGAGCCCCUGCAGAAUGUUCAAAACUUCUACAGCCCUCACCCCAUGGCUUCAGCCCAGAGCUUUAACCCAUACAUGGCACCUGUCAUGGCUGUCAUCAUGCCCAACUAUCCAACCUUCACUCCAGGCUUUCCCUCUGUUUACCUCCCAUCCAUGUCCUCUGUUGCACCUCAGCCACCCAACAUCAUGACGAGCUUUGCACCUGGCAGUGCGUCCCAUGUUCAGCCUCAGUCCCCGGCCCAGCCUGGCCCCCACACGUCACCCGGUCUUCCUCUUUGCUCGCAGAGAGCUAGCUCUGUUGGGGAAGAGGAAGAAGCAGCGGAGCCUCGAGCUUUGUUCUCCAGCUCUCGCUCCAGUUCUCCUUUGCAGCUCAACUUGCUGCAGGAGGAGCUUCCCAGACUGAGCGAGGGGCAGAGCAGCACAGGUCACAACCACUCUGAAAGCCUCCAUGAGCAGCUUGCAAACAAGGGCGAAGCCCCUUCCGAGUCAAGCAGUAACGAUGCUCAGUUAACAUCCAGCGAGCUGCUCGAUCUGCUGCUGCAGGAGGAUGCCAGGUCAGGGACCGGUUCUAACGCUUCAGGCUCCGGAUCAGGAGAGUCUGGAGGUUCACUGGGAUCUGGAUCUGGCUCCAAUGGGACGUCCACCUCACACACUGGCAGCAGCAAGUACUUUGCCAGCAAUGACUCAUCAGACACUUCAAGGAAAGCUCGAAAGAGCCAGGAAGCACCUGUGGAGCACCAGCACAGCUUUGACGCCCGGGGGGAGAACUCCAUGUGGAGCAUGAUCCAGCACACACCUGACCACGUUAUGAUGACGUACCAGAUGCAUCCCAGGGAUCAGAGCGAGGUGUUAGCAGAGGACAGAGAGAAGCUGCGAGUGCUUCAGCCCCUCCAGCCCUGGUUCACCCAGGAACAGAGAGAGGAGCUGGCUCAGGUGCAUCCUUGGAUCAAGCAACACACCAUCCCACAGGAAAUAGACACAGAGGGCUGCAUGAGCUGUUGUUCAGGGGCUGCCAUGGCCCACCCCCCUCAGCUACCAGUCUUGGACAGCUCCUCGCCCGUGGAGACCCUUCAGCAGGACUCUGUCGGAUCUAUAGCUCACACCUAGAAACAUGGAGCCUAAAACGGGACACUACACAGUUCACAGUUAACAAGCCUCAACAGAAACCUCAGCAACACCUGCCAUGUAUCUAGCAUCCUGGAGAAGGUGGAGCCCCCUGCUUUAACUUGUGUCCUACAGGCAACAGGGACAAAACUCAGUUUAAAGGGUAGGGAGAAGAAAUUUUACUGUGUUUUUUCCCACUUCAAUGAACUGUUAAUAUCCCUCCUCUCUCCUUUUGGUGUUAGUAGAGACCCCGGUGAAGGGGUUGUAAGUCACAUUAAAAAGAUUGUUUAACGCUAUGAGCCACCGGGUUCUCGAUAACCAAAUAGGAUCUGUUACUUUCUGCCCCUGAACACCUGCUCACCUGGAGCACGUGUCGUACAGUACGUGCUCUGCACCAGCACCACCAGCGACGAACAGGUGUGACCUAAUGGGCUGUGUUUCUCUGACAGAAGCGUUUGUCGCUGUUGCUUGUUUCAGGUAAAAUCCUAUGAGUUGUCAUCAGAGUACAUGACGGUGUAAUGUUAUGUUGAAUGAUGAACCAGACUUUUCAUUUAAAUUAAUGGUAAAAAGCUGAAAUUUCUUAAAUGGAUGCUUUUCAACUCCCAGAGCUCUACUUGGUCGUCACUGUGUUUUAUUUUGUUUUGUGUCCACGCAGCAAGUUUCCACUCGAGUUCUUUUACUUAACCCCAGUAGCUUGUGUGUGUGUGUGUGUGUGUGUGUGUGUGUGUGUGUGUGUGUGUGUGUGUGUGUGUGUGUGUGUGUGUGUGUGUGUGUGUGUGUGUGUGUGUGUGUGUGUGUGUGUGUGUGUGUGUGUGUGUGAGAGAGAGAGAGAAUGAAUGCAGUGUCUUCUUCCUUCAGUAUUGUCCAACAGUAUGAGGCAGACCAGGUUGUUUUUUUAAUCAUUUUUAGAUGAAAUAUAAAUUACAGUACUGUGUACUUUAUAGUAAAUGUACACAAGACAUUCUAUGAAGUGUAUACAAAGCCAUUUGUCUUGAAUUCAGGGACGGUUUGUGACAAAGAAGUAAAUAAAUGACCUGUGACCUAAGAUG
This is a messenger RNA of Nothobranchius furzeri (turquoise killifish), 5147 nucleotides long. RefSeq names its product period circadian clock 3 (gene per3). NCBI's taxonomy places the organism in Eukaryota, Metazoa, Chordata, Actinopteri, Cyprinodontiformes, Nothobranchiidae. Gene Ontology annotation, biological process: circadian regulation of gene expression; entrainment of circadian clock by photoperiod; negative regulation of transcription by RNA polymerase II. The record is from RefSeq and is a predicted model, not a curated record. Gene Ontology annotation, molecular function: transcription corepressor binding; transcription cis-regulatory region binding. Gene Ontology annotation, cellular component: nucleus; cytoplasm.